AUGGACAAUGUUGAUGAAAAACUAACCAUUUUUAAUGAAAUAUUUUUAAAUACAUUGGAUAAACACGCCCCAGUAAAGACCAUAAAAGUACGCGGAAAAUCUUGCCCUUUUAUCACCCCGGAAAUAAAAGCAUCCAUGAUCAAAAGAGACCAGCUCCACAGUCUUUUCAGGAAAACACGUGAUCAUUAUGAUUGGCUUAAUUUCAGAGAGGCCCGCAAUUUUACAAAAACCGCACUUGUUAAUGCACAGAAAGAACAUGUACUGAAGGAAGUUCAGCAACACAGAAACAAUACUGGGUCACUUUGGAAGGUAAUUAAAGAAAAUAUAGCGUAUAGGAAAAGAGAGUCAGUGGUCUACAGUAAGGAACCGAAAUUAGUGGCCGAAGAGUUUAAUCAUUUCUUUUCCACCAUCGGUGUGAAUGCAGCAAAGAAAGCCUCAACACUAAUACAAGAUCCUAGUGUUUAUCCAGCUCGGAAUCUUUCUGACGUAAAUCGCACAGAUAACAGCUACCCUGAAGAAAAUGAUAGAUUUAGUUUCACCCCAGUCUCUUGUUCAGAAAUAAGGAACAUCAUAUUAGCUAUGCCGUCAAACAAAUCACCCGGCAAAGACAAAGUGAGUAUGCGUGUCAUCAAACACAGCCUACCGGUAAUUCUUAAUCUCCUUACCUUUCUUUCGAAAAUUUGUGAAAAAGUCGCCUUGAAUCAAUUUGGUUCGUAUCUAAUGAAGAACAAAAAAUUGUCAACCCACCAGAGCGGGAACAAGAAACAUCACUCAUGCGAAACAUUGAAUCUUUUGACCGGAGAUACUAUCCUAAAGGCCAUGCAUGGGAAAUUGGUUACUGCACUGAUUCUAAUAGAUCUAUCUAAAGCUUUCGACAGUGUAAAUCAUACUUUUCUCCUUACAAAACUUAGCAACGUCGGGGCUUCUCCAAGCGUUGUAAAAUGGUUUGAGAGUUACUUGACCGGAAGAACUCAAUCAGUCAGAAUUGGAUCAACUGUGUCUACUCCUCUCCCUGUUUCGUAUGGUGUACCACAGGGUGCAAUUUUAUCACCUUUACUUUUUAGUAUUUAUACUAACGAUUUGCCCUCAUCAGUCCACCAUAGUAAACUUGAAUCGUACGUGGACGACUCCAAGAUAUUACUAUCUUUCACUGUGGCUAACGUAGACUGUUUAAAGCAACAACUUGAGGAAGACUUGUAUUUGAUUGCAAACAGUUGUUCCGAAAAUGAAUUGCUUAUUAACCCGGGAAAGACCAAAUACAUGCUGAUUGGCACACGGCAAAACCUACAACAACUUCCCGUAGAUAUGACCAUAAACUUCCUCAACGAGACAAUUACCCCCGUCUCCUUUGCCAAAGAUCUAGGAAUGACAAUCGACUCUUAUUUGACAUAUGACCAGCACAUCACCAACCUGAUUUCCUCAUGUAUGAAUUCCCUGUGCCAAAUAAACCGAGUCAAAAAAUGUUUCGAUAAAGAAGCUUUAACUCUCAUCGUCUCGGCACUUGUAAUGAACAAAAUGGUCUAUUGUUCAACGGUUUGGUCAAACACUUCGUCUACCAACAUUAAGAAACUACAGUUGGUACAAAAUUUUGCAUGCAGGAUAAUAACAAAUAUUGGAAAGUUCGACCAUAUUUCGCCGGGCUUACGCGAACUUAACUGGCUCCCAGUAAAGGAACAAUUACUACUAAGAGAGGCUAUUAUGAUGUACAAAUGUGUCAAUGAACUUGCUCCACAUUAUUUGAGCGAUUUAUUCACAAAACGUUCUGACAUUCAUCAACGAGAUACACGUAGCCAUGACUCACUGCAAAUACCAUUGUACAAAACUUCUGCAGGUCAAAGGUCCUUUCAUUAUAGAGGCGUUACACUCUGGAAUGAUUUGGACAUAAAGUUCAAAAAGUUAGACUCCCUAAAAACUUUCAAAAACGAACUGAAGCGAAGCAUGCUAGAACAAAUAUAUAAGUAG
Molecule: messenger RNA, 1962 nt
Organism: Paramuricea clavata
Lineage: Eukaryota; Metazoa; Cnidaria; Anthozoa; Malacalcyonacea; Plexauridae
Source: the annotation of a GenBank genome assembly